This is a messenger RNA of Penicillium cinerascens, 354 nucleotides long. RefSeq lists its product as uncharacterized. Bases 1 to 354 code for a protein of 117 amino acids. The record is from RefSeq and is a predicted model, not a curated record. Lineage: Eukaryota; Fungi; Ascomycota; Eurotiomycetes; Eurotiales; Aspergillaceae. The transcript has a single exon.
AUGGAUGAAAUUACCCAGAUUAUUCGCGAUAUCGGUCGUCAACAAGGACAGAAUGCAUACUAUCGUACUUGCUACGCUCUACUUAAACGCCUGCAAGAAUGCAUCGACCAGACGUCUAACGAUCUGCUGCGCCAUUACCAGUCCGGUACUUUUGGUUCCCCAAACGAGGAAAUCGAGCCGGUCAACUUGAUCAUGGCCGAGCUGCGAAAUUCCGUUCAUGGCUUGAUCGAACAGGCUCAGAAUGCCCAGACAUCCUGCGAGAUGAUUUGCCCAGUGGACCCAUGCUUCUCGGCUCGGGAUGCUUUUAUCUUUUCAAAUGCGGACAAGCGCAACUUGUCAGACUUGGACGACUAA